Molecule: messenger RNA, 1787 nt
Organism: Lactuca sativa (garden lettuce)
Lineage: Eukaryota; Viridiplantae; Streptophyta; Magnoliopsida; Asterales; Asteraceae
Gene: LEW3
Product: UDP-Glycosyltransferase superfamily protein
Biological process (GO): dolichol-linked oligosaccharide biosynthetic process; protein N-linked glycosylation
Cellular component (GO): endoplasmic reticulum membrane
Molecular function (GO): GDP-Man:Man(3)GlcNAc(2)-PP-Dol alpha-1,2-mannosyltransferase activity
Source: RefSeq, a predicted model, not a curated record
AGUCACUAUAUUUUCACUCUCUCGAGUUCUUUCCUUUCAAUGGCAUAACCACAGAAGUCUUCCGUUUUCUUUCUUGCUUUAUUUCUACCCAGUACCCAAACUCAACUCAAGCACAGUUUAAAUUUUCGAUAUCACCCGCCGCUGCUGAAAACAUCUGAAGAUGGUGAUUCUAAUACUGAUAAGGAUAUUUGUAGUUUCAACAAUUUUGACUAAAGUAAUAAGAUUCAUUUGGGCUUUAAUUGUCGCCCGGUUUGACAGAAAGAAGGCCGUAGGGUUCUUUCACCCUUACACCAACGACGGCGGAGGUGGAGAAAGAGUUUUGUGGUGUGCAGUUAAAGCUAUUCAAGAAGAACGCCCUGAUCUUGAUUGUGUUAUCUACACCGGCGAUCAUGAUGCUUCUCCUGACAGCCUCAUCCUCCGCGCCGUCGAUCGGUUUGGUGUUAAGUUGCUUUCUCCUCCCAAGGUUGUGCACUUACAAGAAAGGAAAUGGAUCGAAGAAACAACAUAUCCUCGCUUCACCAUGAUUGGUCAAAGUUUUGGUUCAAUCUACCUUUCAUACGAAGCUUUGACCAAAUUUGUUCCAUUAUACUAUCUGGAUACAAGUGGAUAUGCCUUUACCUAUCCACUCGCCCGACUUUUUGGUUGCAAAGUCAUCUGCUACACACAUUACCCAACAAUCAGCUUAGAUAUGCUUUCUCGUGUUCAUUCAAGGAGUUCCAUGUAUAAUAAUGACGCCAUUGUUGCUAAAAGUGUACUGCUAUCACAGUUGAAAGUUGUAUAUUACAAAUUUUUUAGCUGGAUGUAUGGCUUUGUUGGUUCUUGUGCAAAUCUUGCAAUGGUAAACUCUUCAUGGACACAAUCGCAUAUUGAAAAGCUUUGGAGAAUUCCAAAUCGUACUAAACGAGUUUAUCCUCCUUGUGAUACAACUGGAUUGCAGGAACUUCCACUGGAAAGAGAAACAACACCACCUAAAAUCAUUUCAGUGGCUCAAUUUCGACCAGAGAAGGCACAUGCUGUUCAGCUUCAGGCUUUUGCACUUUGCAUCAAGAAACUGAAUGUGGAGACUCGUAGACCUAAACUCCAGGUUGUUGGUAGCUGUAGAAACGAUGCUGAUGAAACAAGAUUACAGAAUUUGAAAGAUUUAGCAAUUGAACUCAUGAUAGAAGAGGAUGUAGAGUUCCAUAAGAAUGUGUCCUACAGGGAGUUAGUAAGGCUAUUGGGUGGUGCAACUGCAGGGAUUCAUUCAAUGAUUGAUGAACAUUUUGGCAUUAGUGUUGUAGAGUACAUGGCUGCAGGAGCCAUUCCCAUUGCUCAUAAUUCAGCUGGCCCGAAGAUGGACAUUGUGUUACCUGAAGAAGGGAAGCAAACCGGGUUUCUUGCUGAGACUGUGGAAGAAUAUGCAGAUGCGAUUUUGGAGAUUUUAAGGAUGUCCGAAUCUGAAAAACAUGACAUGGCUGCAGCUGCCAGAAGACGAGCUGGCAGCUUCUCAGAGCAAAGAUUUUAUCAUGAUUUUAAAGCUGCAGUUAGACCCAUUCUAAACCAAUGAGCUUCUUUCUAAGGAGAGAGAUGAAAGAUAUAAAAACUAACAUACAACAUCAGGAUUUCCCCUUUACUGGGAGUUUUGUUUGAUUUGAUUUGAUUUUGUUUCUUUUAUUUUUGUUAAAACAAAUGGAAGUUGGAUGCUGUUGUGGGAUAAUAUCCAAGUGCCAUGUCUAUAUCAGUAAAAAGACAAAGUAUGUUGCUAUUUGCUGCAAUUUGGCUGAAAUAGAAUAGUUUUGUCAAAUGCA